Messenger RNA from Amoebophrya sp. A25, 5745 nucleotides. The record is from the annotation of a GenBank genome assembly. Lineage: Eukaryota; Dinophyceae; Syndiniales; Amoebophryaceae.
UGACUGUCCAACUCGGUGGUGCUCUGUGAUAUGGUACUGUACUAAAUGUCUGUGUUGAGCUUGAGUAGUAAGUUGUGCAGAUUUGCAAGGACAGGCACAGGUGAUGGCCCGAUUCUCAUUUCACUAUGUCUACUUAGGCCCAUCUCGCAACUUUCUCCCCAUAGUAGCUCUCAUUUCGUGUAACGGCAUGCAGGGACUGCCUCUGACAAUAAUUUCGAUUCAUUUCUUAAUCACGAAGCUAUAGGUGACCAAUCUUCAAGUAAUAUCUAUGGGAAAAUAAUAUUGUCGCUUUCAUGAACAACAGGAUAACGAUCAGGGCUCUCAUAUUUUCAAGUUCAACUCAAACCCCAUGACCUAACUCUUCUGCCUUCUCCCUGUGAAGAAAGGCAUGUUGAGUGAGAUCAUUGUACUUAGUCAAUUCCGAAGUAGUUCAUGGUAGCGAUACAACCAGUAUCACAACCACUUCCAGAGAAAGGACGAUAAAAGGGAACAAGAAAGAUGUCUGAUCCUGAAGAAGCCCCGCGCCCGUCGCAGGCGUUGCUACCAACAAUGGAUAGUGGAUCGGGAGGACUAGAUACGAUGGACACGGCAGAGCAUGAAGAGGAAAGCACAUACGAUCCUCUCCUCGAGGCCACCAACCUGCCCGAAUCUGCAAACCACGAAGUGCAAGGGAAUCUGCAGUCGGCAGCCUUUGAGAUGUUUCAAGCAGGCAUACACGCCGAGCACAACCUUGAAGUUCCAAGCCUAAAGAUGGAUUCGAAUUUUAUGGAACACAAACGCCGUACUGGAUGUCGAUGAUCAUGUUUUAGAAAAUGACCAUUAUUUAAUCCACCACUUACCACGUUUGUCUUUGUAGAUAAAGAUGAGGGUCGUGUUUGGUGUUUCUAGAAUACAUAGAUACAUAUACAUGAUAAUCUUCAGAAUCAAGUUCACGCUGCAGCAGGGAGUCGUGGGUGCCGGUCUUCUUCUUCUAAUACCGACCUGCCCUCUACUAGCUCUACCGAUCCCCCGCAGCACGCGGUCCGCACUGACCUGGACACGAAGCAAUUUCUUGCCUUCGCUGACGGAGCGAAAAAUGCUAUGCGUGCCAGUCAACAAAGGACGAGGUUGGCUGGGGAAAAUGCAAUUGUAGAAGGACAAGAAACUGUGGCAGGGGCAGCUCAAAAACAGAAAGCAAAUUAUGGCCAUAAUUGACGUGAUCACGACAACAACUAUCUAUGUACCUAUAACCAUUCAUUUGAUUCGGAGGACUGAAGAUUGUGUCUUCAUCAUGGUUACUGUGUCGAUAUACAUCAAGCAUGUGAAGUUUCAAGGAAGUCGUCGCAAAAGUUGAACCAUUUCAAUUAAUGGUAAUCUCGAACGAAACGGAAAGUGAUAGUGAAGGUGAAACAGUAUUUUUAAGUGAAAUUAUUGAUGAUAUGUGAAAGUUAGCCUUAGUAGGAAAAUAAUUUUCCUCCUCCGAUAUCGCUAAGGUCGUCCCAGUAGGGCAUCGCCAGUAGCACGGCAGAUUGGCGGCUCAGUAGAGGAUAUCACAGCCCGCGAGGUGAUGGACGAAAACCAAGAGGUGGCUGCUAACGUGAUUUUGGAGCGGAGAUCGAGAGCAGUGGAUCAUGUUGGAGGAACGGGAUUGCUCCUGGAGGACGAGGAUGGAGUAGAAGAUGUAGAUGAUUAUAUUGACGAUGGAUCUCCUAUUGACGAUAGAGGUCAGGGGCUAUCGUUCCCCGCAAUGCAUCUCCUACAAAUGGAACCAUCGCGCAAAUGGCAGGAGACAAUUAGCCGAUUCAUUCUUAUGACUCGGAGCUGGACGAGGAUCUCUACCUCAAUCUCAAAUUGAAUUUCGCUAUGCAUGAUCUGUCCUCGUCGAAAUAUGAACUAGUACAGGAGGUGAUCAUACAGUGCGUUAUAAUUAGAAACUUGAAGAACAUUUAGUUUUAGGUGAAUUUCGAUCACUGAGUAGCCAGGAGUACAACUUCUACUUCAUCUCAUCUGAAGUAGAAUGGUGAAAAUUUAUUUGUUUAUGGAACUGAUUUCUAAUCCUGCCUCCAUAGUGGGCGGAGUAGUGUGUCUGUUGUUGGCCGUGAUUCUGAUGUGCAGUGGCUGCGGCGACUAUCACCAUCCUGCGGAGUUUUCCGAUGCGUAUUCUGCUGCGCGCGCUGCGUCACGUGGCGACGAGGAUGCCAGUACCGAUGCAGGCCGUUCCUGUGUUGGCGGUCCACCGUGCAUAGCUAGUACAUCGCCGGAUGAACAAACACACGCUGUUGCUCAUGAGCAGGAACAGGGGACCAGCGAGGAUUCACCCGCAGCGAAGGAACAAGAGGAAGGGGGGGAGACAGCAAUCAGCACAGAGUCCACAGACGAGAGCACAAAACAAGACGAUGACAGUGUGAAAGAGAAGGCCGAUAACGAUCACGCAGUGGGGGGAAAAGACUUUCUAUUAAGACCUCCGCAAGUGAAGACGACGUCCGCGUAUGAGUACUUAAUCGUGAUCGAAUGCUUCGUCGUCAUGACAAUAUUAUUCGGUAACGAUUGAUUCUUCUGUAUUCUUUCCUGGAUUUUUAUGUUUUCUCUGACGAGCGAUAGCGGACCCGCUAAGCUUCAGUCUUGAAACUCACUGUGACGGGUAUGAUUGAUUCACAGUCAUACAUAUUAUUUGACGAUAUUCUUGAUCCUGGUGGAGCGAGAUGUUCAUCAUGUUGAUCGUGCGACUAGAUAAACAUAAAAUAUCUCCUAGUCCUAAUUUUUACGAACAAAGACAGAGAUGGUGAGAAAGCAAAUGAUCCGCAACCAGAGAAAAGGCCUGCGGAUGAUGACAGCUUAGAGAAAUCUUCCUCCGAAGAGACGCCACCGCCAACGCAUUCACCGAAAGAAAGUGCUGAUGGAGAGCAGACGAAGCACACGGCAGAUGAAGCUGAGGAGAAAAGCGCUACCAAAACCGAAGCUAGGGAGGAGCGCUCACGCACAGCUUAAGACUGGUCUUGGUGUCUCAAUGAAUCUCAUUCUUUUUUCUUCUUCUGCUACUUCUAACUGCUGCUCUGUAAAGUCAUUGCCCUCCGCUUAGUAAGUAGAUUGGGAGUUGUUGAACCCGUACCCGUAGUUUCAAGUGCAAGGACAAUGAAAAAAAUAGAUAGAUGGAUAGUUCUUGCACACCUUAGGACUUACAUGCAAGAACAGCAAUUCAGCACAGAAAAAUAGUGAAAAGCCAACACUUCUAAUUUUCAUUGAAAACGGAGGAGGGGGAGGGAUCUCAAGCUCGAAUGAUCUGCAGGCCUACUCAGGAGAACCUCAUGCACAAAAUUCCGGGUCCAGAGGAACGAGCCCCAGUCAAGAACAUUCAGCUGCCGACCUACGACUUUCGUGUCCACGUGAAAACCGUUGGGGAGUGCCAGUACGAGCUCGAUGUCUUCCACAAGGACCGCAAAGACAGAAAUGACCAUGGUGAGGAGCGCAUGCAGGCGCUGAAAACGAAAUUCAUUGAGCAGAUUAAAAAAGAUGCGACCGACACGAACAUGUACUAGAAUAUACGACUCCACUGUUCAGAUCUUUCUACACCGCAAUACAGAAUACACUUUCAUGAUCAUACAUGUUCUUCAUUUUUAUAGUCUGUGUUUAUCUUCAACGCUAGUAGAGAACCGUAUUAAUAAAUUUUGUAAACCAGUAUUAAGUAACCAAAAAUAACACAUUCUCAUUCGAAUAUAGGGCACACAGCGUGGAACGGAAGAAUAAUGCUGCAGGUUCAAGGCAGAAGAUGAGUCCCAAAGACUGGUGGGAAGCCGAAUGGAACUUAAUUAAUGGCAUGAUGAAACAGAAACUGGGGAACAUUGCCUUUCUCGAACACGCUGCAGAGUACUUACAUUCACAAAUCAAUGUUAAUAUCGUUUGACAUGUGGAGGAGGAGGUCGAGCAGGCGCAGGUCGUGCACAAUUCAUCUUGAAGAUGUUGAUGUGAACUGCGACUCACGUGAUCGAUGAACUUUGUGUAUGGUGGACGUUUUCUAGAGGAAGUGUGUCAACUACAUCAACAUGAAGAUCACAAAAUCCAAAUUUUUCGAAUAAGCUAUGUUUAGAAUAACGUAAAACAAUUAGUAGAAUGACUCAUUAUACGUUACCGACAAUAACAAAAACUGUAGGUCCUUAGCGCUGGGACCGAACGGCGAUGGGAUACCGCACACUGCGGUAUUUUUCGAGGUUGCGGAAGGUUCGACAGAGCUCAACUGCGAACUCUACUACAAAUGCGACUACAAGAUUAACUGCAAGGAGAUGACCUCCGACCCUCGAUGCAAGGCGGGGGCAAAAGUCUUACGAGCAGUGCCGGAGCGGCGGCGGCCGUAACUACUGUCGAAGUGGAAUAGUGGUGGAAGAUGCAACAAACUGCUGCAAGCAGCUCUAGUUAUUUUGUAGCCCGGUUCCGAUUCCAAAUCCUGUUGAAAAUGCUCCGGCUUCAACUGUACUAAGUAGUUAGUUGCAGGUUGGUAGACAAGGAUGAAGAAUAACCAGGGACUGCUUGUUGUCUUUUGAGGCAGUUUUCACCAGAUAGUUGUAGAGGUGCUGACUUUCGUAGAAGUAGGAGAAAAGUAAAGUACUUUUCAUGAUUAGAUAGACUAUACGAAAUACAAUUAUAGGAAGUAGGGAGCUACACUGCACGUGCACCGCCAGAACAUGUGAAAAACGGAUCCGUUGGUUCACAAAAAUCUAAAUGUACAAUCAGUUAACUAUCACGAAAAAGAGCAUAAUUAUGUGGACGAUCAUGAGCAUGCCUACUUUCUUCAUCGAUCCAAGAACACGAUACGAGCUUGAAAAGCUGACGUUUGUGCUAAAAAAUGCAUCAUCGGUACGUACAAUUAUGAAUAGCUAGUAUACCACUACCACAUCACAUACUACCUCUACUUCAUACAUUGACAUACUCUGAGUCUACUGAUUUCGAACUGCUUCUUUCAUCGGUUUCUCAGUCUCAUUCUUACAGUUACUGUUACAUGCCACUCUUCUAGGAAACGACCGCCAUUAACAAAAUCGUAGAAACUACCAGCAUCGCAUCCACAGGAUGAAAGAAGUGUGUUGAAGCAUCAAGAAGCGUCAUCUACCCCGCCAAGAAAUGCAAGGCAAAAGAGAUGACUGUUUGUUUAUCAACUUCAACAGUCGUCUGUUUUUACCUAAUUGCAAUUCGUCAAUUUUGGCAGAAUUGGUCGAGCUCCCCUCUUGUGUACUGAAAACCAAGUACUAGCAACAUUCACAGUCUUUCACAAUCAAGAUAUGGCACAUAUCAACAACUGCUUCUUUUGAUCUAUUUCUCUGCUAACUUCAUCCAUAAGAUGAUCUCCACGUUAUUGAACAAGAGAGUUCGACCUUCUAUCUUCUGCGACCAAGAUCAUCAAAAAAUGACUAGAGCUACCAAUAUCAUAGCUAUUCCCGCCUCUGCUCGAGCUCGUUUGAUAGUUCUCUGCUUUUAUUCUGUAUAUAUCUUAUUCUUCGAAUCCGAUGUGCAUUAAGAUGAACUCAAAAUGUUCCCGAACGCGAUUUCAGAACCGACCCACGCCAACGACGUCCCAUCCCAUCGAUCACUGUACCUGAUGAUAUGACCAAGAAUUGUAUGCGCCUGGACGGUAUGAAGAAAUCUCCAGCGUUCCCGAGAAGACCAAAUUUAGAGCGAAACCGAAACCUCCCACCAACAUUCUUCACUGAAUAGAAUGAUUGAUCAUGUGCUGUACAAUUCCUGGAUUGUCGCUUUAUGUUGUAUCGGACAGCACAAGCA